CCCAAUGAAGAAGAAGAAGAAGAAGAAGCGUGGUUCUGCGUUUGCGCAAUGACAGGAGUCCUUGGCUGGUCGGCCUGCUGUAGGUUACAGAUCCUGUGAGGGGACACAGACAAAAUGCAGAGCUGGACGCAGAUAUACCGCUCUCUGGCCACGCGGAGCCACCACCUUCCUUGCAAACUGCACGGCGCUGCAGCUCUGUCCGUCAGAACCUACGCUGACAAAGCAGCGAUUGAUGCAGACAUCACGGUCGUAGGCUCCGGCCCAGGCGGCUACGUCGCUGCCAUCAAAGCCGCACAGCUCGGCUUCAAGACGGUGUGUGUGGAGAAAAAUGCCAGUCUGGGUGGGACCUGUCUGAACGUCGGCUGUAUCCCCUCAAAGGCUCUGCUGAACAACUCCUACUUGUACCACAUGGCUCACGGCAAGGAAUUUGAGAGCAGAGGCAUCGAAAUUUCAGGCCUCUCGUUGAACCUGGAGAAGAUGAUGGCUCAGAAGAGCGGAGCGGUCAAAGCGCUGACCGGAGGAAUCGCGCAUCUAUUCAAACAGAACAAAGUGACCCAUGUUAACGGUUUUGGGAGGAUAACUGGCAAAAACCAGGUGACGGCCAUAGCAGAAGACGGCAGCGAGCAGGUCAUCAACACUAAGAACAUCCUCAUCGCCACAGGCUCCGAGGUCACGCCCUUCCCCGGGAUCCAGAUUGAUGAGGACUCUGUCGUGUCGUCAACAGGAGCUUUGUCCCUGAAGAAAGUUCCAGAAGAGAUGAUUGUGAUCGGAGCCGGAGUCAUCGGAGUGGAGCUGGGGUCAGUGUGGCAACGUCUGGGCUCUAAAGUCACAGCGGUGGAGUUCCUGGGCCACGUGGGCGGCAUGGGCAUCGACAUGGAGAUCUCCAAGAACUUCCAGCGCAUCCUGCAGAAGCAGGGCCUCAAAUUCAAGCUCGGCACCAAAGUCUUGGGAGCCACCAAGAGGCCUGACGGCAAGAUCGACGUGGCAGUGGAGGCGGCGGCCGGAGGGAAGAACGAGACGCUGACGUGUGACGUGCUGCUGGUCUGUAUCGGCAGACGACCUUUCACCCAGAACCUGGGUCUGGACUCUGUCGGCAUCGAGCUGGACAACAGGGGCCGCAUCCCCGUCAACAACCGCUUCGAGACCAAAGUGCCCAGCAUUUUUGCGAUCGGUGACGUGAUCGCGGGGCCGAUGUUGGCUCACAAGGCCGAGGACGAGGGCAUCAUCUGUGUGGAGGGCAUGGCAGGAGGCGCCGUGCACAUCGACUACAACUGUGUUCCCUCCGUCAUCUACACGCACCCCGAGGUGGCCUGGGUGGGCAAGACAGAGGAGCAGCUCAAAGAGGAGGGCGUCCCGUACAGAGUGGGCAAGUUCCCCUUCGCAGCCAACAGCCGAGCCAAAACCAACGCCGACACUGACGGCAUGGUGAAGAUCCUCGGCCACAAGGAGACCGACAGGAUGCUGGGAGCUCACAUCCUCGGAACUGGGGCAGGAGAGAUGAUCAAUGAAGCUGCUUUGGCCAUGGAGUACGGCGCUUCCUGUGAGGACAUCGCCAGAGUCUGCCACGCCCAUCCUACGGUGUCUGAGGCCUUCAGAGAAGCAAACCUGGCCGCUUCAUUUGGCAAAGCCAUCAACUUCUGAUCAUCCAGCCGCUGUCGCACCUUCAGUGUACAUAAGAGGAGAAACGGGAUGCUGUGUCUGCGUCACAACCUUCAUCCACCCCGCCGGUUUCCUCUGUGUACAUCCAAUCUGUACCACAUUUAGUUCUAAUGUUAUUUAAAUGUUCUCAAUAAAAUGAUAAAUAUGGGGGUUUUGGGGCAGUAAAUAAAAACUGACUGCAGAUCAGUCUUUUUGCUUUUCGAAACGCAAAGAUCCCGGCAGAGCAUACUAGUCAUUAUUCAUCCACAAUACAGAGAGAGAGAUAAAUAUUAUUUUGGCUGCGGGAGAAUGAAGUGUUUUUGUUUCUCGUUUUUUUUUUUUAAAGUGUGAAAGAUUUUAACAACACGACGACGAUGUGUAACCAGAGCAGGGAACUUUAGCUGCUCACAGUUCCACAGUUUUGACUUUUAAAGGUUAAAUUCACUCUUGCAGUUCAAAACAUUUGGGUGAGUCCCACCUCUGUCCAAGAUGGCCGCAUAAAAGGUUGUAGACAAAACAAAAUCAUUCGUACGUGGAAAGUUUUUAUAUACUAGCUUCAUGUUAGAACAACCAAACAAAAUCCAUUUGCUGAGAUGUGGUUGAAGCUCUGAAAAAAGCUACUAGUGUCUGUUGCAAGUUUGUGGAGGACAAAUGGAGGGAAGGUGACGAUUUGAGGACACAAAUUGAGGAAAAUAAAGAAAAUCUACCUGCAGAUUGUGAGCUCGCAUUACCCUGAUGUAACUUCUAAAAAUUUUAUUUAACACAGCAUUUGACAACUUUAAGGUUCUAGUAGCACUAUGGAGAUAUUUGUCUGUGAGCUGGUCCUUAAUUUUGUGCACAUGCAGGUGAUGCAAUGCACAGAUCCCCUGAUCAACAGGUUGAAGUAACACUGAGAAAUGUAGCAAAGCACCAACAAAGGCAGAGAAGAAGACUGCCGGCUGCUAAACAUGGAUGUAAACAGUGCGGCGUUUUAGGAGAAAGGACGAGAAUACACGACUUAAGAGUUUGGGAGAGCACUGUGACAGCACUUAUUGGUUCAAAACCAGCUGGUCAACUUACUGAAACGUUUGUGCCAACAGAGCACGAGAGCAGCAGCAGUUGCCUAUAAAUCUUCAGUGUUUAUUUACCCUUUAAAAGUCAAUAUAAAUUUAGUUUCGCAGAAGCGCUUUUGAUAAUGGCCAGGAAUCUGUUUCCUGCUCUGAUUACUUACUGUGAUUGGCUCUGGCCUUCUCUCACCAUUUAAACCCAAUAAAUGCAGUAAAACUAGAA
Messenger RNA from Micropterus salmoides (largemouth bass), 2907 nucleotides. It is a transcript of the gene dldh, whose product is annotated as dihydrolipoamide dehydrogenase. The transcript has 14 exons. Gene Ontology annotation, cellular component: oxoglutarate dehydrogenase complex; mitochondrion. The record is from RefSeq and is a predicted model, not a curated record. Bases 115 to 1641 code for a protein of 508 amino acids. Gene Ontology annotation, molecular function: dihydrolipoyl dehydrogenase (NADH) activity; flavin adenine dinucleotide binding. NCBI's taxonomy places the organism in Eukaryota, Metazoa, Chordata, Actinopteri, Centrarchiformes, Centrarchidae.